Messenger RNA from Oreochromis niloticus (Nile tilapia), 1298 nucleotides. It is a transcript of the gene tmem244, whose product is annotated as transmembrane protein 244. The coding region runs from base 202 to 726 and encodes 174 amino acids. The transcript is spliced from 7 exons. The record is from RefSeq and is a predicted model, not a curated record. Lineage: Eukaryota; Metazoa; Chordata; Actinopteri; Cichliformes; Cichlidae.
UUCUUGCAUGUGUAGGGCGCAGAAGACAAGAAGCGAGACUGAUUUCUGAGGGGAAACAGAUGGACAUUGUCAUUGCUUUCUAAGCAAAGACAAACAUGGAUCCGCUUGCAGUAGUUUUACAGAUCUUUGUGGGCACAGUAAGCAGCAGGAGUCUGAAAACUGGGUAACCAUAAAAGGCCGAGGAAGAACCAGCAACCAUUCAUGUUGUUGGACUACUGCUGUCGCUGCUGUGGAGUCACGCUCAUAAAACGCCAUGGACCCAUCUCCCUCAAGACUACACCCAGUGAUACCUGGGUUGUUCUGCAGAAUCUGUUGAUGUGCAUGGUGUGCUUCUACUCUCUCUACUACAUCGCGGUCAGUCUCUGCAUUGGACUGCUCAGGGUUCAUGAAAUCAACAGCUUGUUGGCUCCGUUCGACUACACCGCCCAACCGUCAUGGCAGAACCCCAAAUACCUGGUCGGAGUAAUUUCCACAGAAGUGACCUAUAUUUUGGGAGGACUGGUGUUUGCCUGGAUUGUGGAGGAGUGGGUUUGGGAUUAUGCCAUAACUGUCACACUUCUCCACAUUGCAAUGACUGUAGCAGUGAUGUCAGACUUCCCUUCAGCUGAGCACUGGUGGAUGGCUCUGGGUAUAGGCCUGGUGAUGAUGAUAUUUGGAGGACAGCUCAUGGCCUACAAAUUUUUCAGAAGCAACUUUGUCUAUCCGGCUGAACUGCAGAAUUUCUGAUGAAAAUGAAGCAUUUCACUGCUGAAAGUGUUAUUACUGGUCUUAGCAACUAAAGUAUGUCAAUAAAGUUAUAUAUACUGUACAUAUUCUAAAGAGAACCACAAGACUGACUUUGUUUCCUUACCAGCUUAGCUCAGUUCAAGUAAUAGUCUGAUCCCACUUUGUACAAAUGGCCUACUUUUGUCUAUUUAACAUCUUUUUUAACCUUUUCGUACAGUUUAUUAUAUUUCAGUUUUGUAUCAUUUCUUUACACACUUAAAACUUUAAAAACAAGCUUAAGCAGAUGUCACAGUUGGAAAAAGUGUGAAUUAUAUACUACCUGUAAUCUACUGACUGAUAUGUGUGCAUAGAUAGUCUUUGUCUGUUUUUUUUUUUUAUUAUCAUUAUUUCUUAUGUUAGUGUAAGCUUAAGAAUUUGUCACAUAUAUUCUCAUAUAAUUUGUUGCUCAGCUAUGGCUACACAGUUUUGUCUAAAUAAACUCAGUGCACAUCUACACAAAAAUAAUGUUUGUUAUAUUUACAAUUUUUAAAAUCUAUUUGGAAUUUGAAUUAAAGGUUUUAUGAGCAAGGACA